AUUCUAAGUCGUAGGAGAUGGCCGAAGAACACAUUUUAGAUCAGUUCCAACAAGAAAAUAAUGCAGAAGAGGAAGUAGACAAUAGAUUGGUUCAGCCACUCAUGGAAAUAUUUCCUGAAGCAUGUCCACAAUUCUUACGGCAAAUUUGUAAAGGAAAGCGCCACUCCCCUGACGUACUGAAUAGUUUAAUGGGAGAAGUCCUGGAUGUGGAUUACCCCAAGCGAAGAAAAACUGAAAGCGCACCGUACCGUCUGAAUGCCUCUGAACAACUGGAGCUAAUGAAAAGCAUACUUGUGGACGCCGAUCCGGAAUAUUUACAAAUGCAUUCUGAUCGUCUCAUCGAUAAUCCGGACGACCUUAAAGCGUUUGUGUCUCAAGCGAUCGAAACACGAAACUAUCCAACGUUGAAAAAAUAUUUGAGGAAGAAACAACUAUCCGCCCAACAAAACCAGUACACAAGUGAAUUCAGUGUUGCCAAAUUUCUAGAAGUAAUACCCGAUCCUUUUCAGUAUUUUGCUGAUUCAAAGCGGAAAGUUGGUGAAUUAGAUUAUCGCAGUCACAAUUACGCUAUGUAUUACCUACGAAACAAAUUUGCAAUGGUACAAUUGCGAUCAAUCCGCGAAUGCUUUAUUAAAAAUAAAGAAGGGCUUUUGGCAACUUGUAAGGAAUUGGAAAAUUACCCUCCUUCCAAAAGAAUGGCAUCAAAGCGAGGAAAAGUGGCGAUGCCUUCCAUAAUUCAAAAUAUACCUCUUCUUCAAGAAAUUGCCUUCUAUGACCAUCAGGAGGAAAUAACGCAAUUUUUAAGUCAAAGAAAGUUACAAGAAGAGAUGGAGCGUAAACAAGCCAAAGCCGCCGGAUUAUUGCAGACGUGUGCUUGUUGCUAUGACGAUGAAAUCAUGCCCAAUGAUAUCGCUUCUUGUGAAGCCGGUUGUAUGUUUUGUAAAUAUUGUGUACGGAAAAGUGCGGAGAUCGCGUUUGGAGAUGGUAAAUUGGACUUUCCCUGCCUUGGCGAUUGCGAGUCCCAUUUUACUUUACCAGUUUUACAGGAUGUAAUCAACCCAAAAAUGUUUUCCGUCAUUGCUUCAAAAAAACAAGUCGAGGAAGUAAAAGCGGCUGGAAUUGAAGAUUUGGAAACUUGUCCCUUCUGUGAUUUUGCGGCUAUCCCUGCUCGUGAUGAUAAAUUGUUUAGGUGUCUAAAUCCUCAGUGUAUGAAAGAGUCGUGUCGAAUGUGUAAGGAACCUUCGCAUGUGCCUUUGCGUUGCGAUGAAGUUGAGAAGGAUGAGGACGUUAAAGAUCGAACAUAUAUAGAAAAUAAAAUGACUGAAGGACUGCUGAGAACCUGCUACAAAUGCGAUAUGAAGUUCAUCAAAGAGGAAGGAUGUAAUAUGAUGAAAUGCCGUUGCGGAGCUCUCAUGUGCUAUGUUUGUAAUCAACCUGUCAAAAAUUACAACCAUUUUAACGGCCCCGACGGUAGUAAUACAAAUCUCUGCCCUCUAUUUAGCGACAUCAUUCAACUUCACAAAGAUGCGGUCUUAAAAAGUGCCGAAGAAGCUAAGAGAGAUCUAGGAAUUAGCGAAGCUAAAAGAUUAAAGAUAGAUCCCACCGCGGAUAUCGAACAGCACUAUAAGACUGACACUGAAACUGUUGUUCCAGCAGCUCCCGUUAAUCCCUUUUUAGCAAUGAAUCGUGAAGAUCGCCUUGCACAGGAGAGAGCGUUGCAAAGGUUUGAACACAACCGCCGUCGUCGUCGCCGACACUAAUUUUCAGAUUACCUUUAUUAUCAGUUAAUACUGUGUAGUGUGUAUAUUAUGUCUAUUUUAAGUUGAACCAAAUUUUAUUAUGA
Photinus pyralis (common eastern firefly) is the source of this 1843-nucleotide messenger RNA. Its product is annotated as E3 ubiquitin-protein ligase RNF216-like. Lineage: Eukaryota; Metazoa; Arthropoda; Insecta; Coleoptera; Lampyridae. The coding region runs from base 18 to 1760 and encodes 580 amino acids. The record is from RefSeq and is a predicted model, not a curated record. The transcript has 6 exons.